AUGAGGCGUCUGAUUGCAACUAUAAUGCUUAUAUUUCAUGUGCACGGGCUGUUGCAAGAAAAAAACCUUUCACUUAUCGAAACUACCUGUAGACACACCCAGAAUUAUAAACUAUGCAUACACACUCUACUUGCAAAUCGCGGAAGCAUCCACGCAAAUGAAACGGGUCUUGGCCUUAUAAUGGUGGAUGCUGUGAAAGCCAAGGCGAAAGAAACGCUUUAUCAAAUAUACAAACUCAAGGCCUUCCGACCCAAGAUGAGAGCUGCAUUGAAUCAAUGUACCAUUCAGUACAAAUUAAUUCUGGAGAUUGAUGUACCGGUAGCAGUAGACAGUUUAAACAAAGGGGUUCCACAGUAUGCUAGAGAUAACAUGGCAGAUUCAUCUCUGCAAGCCGUUUUCUGUGAAGGGAAUUUCCAUGGUGAAUCGCCGAUAACUCAAUUGACCAACGAAGUGCGUGAUCUUUGUAUUGUUGCUAGAGAUGUUAUCCCGGUUUAUCUGUAA
Olea europaea var. sylvestris is the source of this 501-nucleotide messenger RNA. RefSeq names its product cell wall / vacuolar inhibitor of fructosidase 1-like. The transcript has a single exon. The coding region runs from base 1 to 501 and encodes 166 amino acids. The record is from RefSeq and is a predicted model, not a curated record. Gene Ontology annotation, biological process: negative regulation of catalytic activity. Gene Ontology annotation, molecular function: enzyme inhibitor activity. Lineage: Eukaryota; Viridiplantae; Streptophyta; Magnoliopsida; Lamiales; Oleaceae.